Molecule: messenger RNA, 483 nt
Organism: Drechmeria coniospora
Lineage: Eukaryota; Fungi; Ascomycota; Sordariomycetes; Hypocreales; Ophiocordycipitaceae
Product: succinate dehydrogenase cytochrome b small subunit
Exons: 2
Coding region: 1-483 (160 amino acids)
Biological process (GO): mitochondrial electron transport, succinate to ubiquinone; tricarboxylic acid cycle
Cellular component (GO): membrane; mitochondrial envelope
Molecular function (GO): heme binding; ubiquinone binding
Source: RefSeq, a predicted model, not a curated record
AUGGCCUCGAUUAAAGAAUCGAAGGUGGAAGUACGACUCCGACAACUAUCCUCCCCUUCCAAGGCCGUAGCUAUAGCUAGCCAGCCUCUGUCUCGUCCCAGUAUGCUGACAGGCCCUCUUUUUCUUCCAGUCAACGACCCUGCCCCGGUCCCCGAGCCCAACGCCGCGCACGGGUCGUACCACUGGACCUUCGAGCGCCUCCUCGCUGCCGGUCUAGUGCCACUGACGAUCGCGCCCUUUGCCUCCGGCUCCCUCAACCCCGCCAUGGACGCCGUCCUUUGCUCCGCCGUCCUGCUGCACUCUCACAUGGGCUUCCAGCAGUGCAUCGUUGAUUACGUUCCCAAGAAGAAGUAUCCCGGCCUCCGAAAGACGACCUGGUGGAUGCUCAACGCCGCUACCGUCCUCGUCGGCGUCGGCCUGUACGAGUUUGAGACGAAUGACGUGGGCGUCACCGAGGCCAUCAAACGGGUGUGGAAGGCAUAA